AUGGACUACCUUUACCCCCACCUGACAAAUUUUUGUUCACUCCAUUUGCGGAUAUUGUCCAAUGUUCAGCAAUCGAUGACUACGGGAGACGAACAGCCCUUGGACCUUUCAUGGCCAGAAACUCAUUUCAAACGGUUUAUCUUCGUGCUUUUGGCCCCGAUCACAUUUCCGUUAGCUUUUACACUGCCUGAUGUGCGGAAGCCUUCAUGGCGUUCGUGGUUCAUUGUGACCUUCGUAGGAUCGGUUCUGUGGAUAGCGCUGUACUCAUAUUUAAUGGUUUGGUGGGCCAACACUAUUGGAGAAACCUUCGCUAUACCCACAGAGAUCAUGGGGCUCACUAUACUUGCAGCUGGUACCAGUAUACCCGAUUUGAUCACAAGCGUGAUUGUUGCUCGCAAAGGUCUGGGAGAUAUGGCUGUAUCAAGCUCUAUUGGUAGCAAUCUUUUUGAUAUUUGCGUCGGGUAA
Molecule: messenger RNA, 465 nt
Organism: Cylicostephanus goldi
Lineage: Eukaryota; Metazoa; Nematoda; Chromadorea; Rhabditida; Strongylidae
Source: the annotation of a GenBank genome assembly